AUGGGUGAAGAGCGAUUAGAGCCCAUUGAAUUGGGGGAGCGCAGCACCCCACAGGGAGCAGUGUUAUCACCACUCUUGUUUAAUCUGGCCUUACUGCCACUGCCACGAUUGCUAGACCAAAUCGAAGGAAUCGGACACGCGUUCUACGUGGACGAUGUUACUAUAUGGACGGAGCGAGCGGGCUCCGACGGCUGGAUGGAGGAGACACUUCAGGCGGCAGCACUCACAGUGCACGAGUACGCGAAGACCUGUGCACUCAGCUGCGCGCCGCAGAAGUCGGAACUCCUCGUAAUCCAACCAGGAAAGCCCCGCAAGCAGCCCCCACCAGACAUCUGCAUCGGAAUUGACGGCACCACAGUCAAGCCGACGGACACAUGUAGAAUUCUCGGGCUCCUAAUACAAGACAAUGGCAAAGUACACGCCGCCAUCGCCAAGAUGAAGACCAGCGCGGAGAAGAUCUUAGCCAUGCUGAGAAGGGUUUCAACUAGAAACAGAGGACUGAAGGAAGACGACGCCCUCAGACUAGUGCAGGCAUUCAUAACAUCCAGGAUAACAUAUUCGGCCCCGUAUCUCAAUCUAGACAGGACUCAAAAGAAUAUACUCGAUACCAUCAUCAGAAAGGCCACCAAGCAAGCCCUCGGCCUACCCAUCUAUUCGUCGACCCAGCGCCUUCAAGCCAUGGGGGCACACAACACAGUCGCCGAACCCAUAGAAGCCCACCUGUCUAACCAGCGACUCCGCCUGAGCCAGACAAAUCAUGGCCGCGCGGUGCUGGAUAAGAUAGGGUGGCGCAAGGAGAGAGCAACAAUCAAGAGGCCGGGCUGA
Messenger RNA from Dermacentor silvarum, 825 nucleotides. RefSeq lists its product as uncharacterized. The transcript has 2 exons. The coding region runs from base 1 to 825 and encodes 274 amino acids. The record is from RefSeq and is a predicted model, not a curated record. Lineage: Eukaryota; Metazoa; Arthropoda; Arachnida; Ixodida; Ixodidae.